Cladocopium goreaui is the source of this 878-nucleotide messenger RNA. The record is from the annotation of a GenBank genome assembly. Lineage: Eukaryota; Dinophyceae; Suessiales; Symbiodiniaceae.
UGGACGGUGACGCGACGGCGGGAGGUGUGAAAAAUCGACGCCAUGGCGCUCAGUUACUGGGGAGAGGUGGAUGCCAUGCAUCAGUUCUGCGAAGCCAAGUACGAGGUGAGCCCAUGGUUGGCCGAGUUUUGGAAUGCCACCAGCAACAUCCCGUUCUUCAUGCUCCCAGCUCUCUACUGCUUGUACCGUAGCUAUGGAGUCUACGACCUGCGCGUGCAGAUGAUUUGGAUCAGCAUGUUUGUGGUGGGCUUUGGUAGCUUCAUGUUCCACGGCACCAUGUGCUUUCGAUGGGAAAUGUGGGAUGAAGUACCAAUGUUCCUCCUGGUGCUCUCAGCCAUGAUCUCCAAAGAUGACUCCCACUGGAUCACCACUGGGAUCUACAAACGCUUGAUUCACCUUGCAGGCUUUGGAUCUGCCAUCAUUGGCAUGGGAAUGUAUCUUCUCAAGAAUGAUUAUGAGAUGUUCGUGCACUCCUUCACGAUUGUCGUCCUUCUGGACUUGGUCCUCAGCUAUAUUUGCACCCAAUCACCUGACAAACACGGUUCCCACAUUUCAAGUGGUCUCCUUAUGGGUUACGCUGCUUCCAUUGGUUCCGGGCGGAUCUUUUGGGAGAUCGAACGGUUAACCUGCGAACCCGGUCAGGGUGGCCCCACAGCCUUGCUCCACGUGCUGUGGCACUUCCUGGCAGGGCUGGCCGUGUACUUUGGUUCGCUGAGCGACGCACAAGUCCGUUAUUCCGCCCAUGGCAUUGGCCGCCCCGUGGAUGACCCAGAGGAUCCAUGGCCUUUGGUGUGGCUUUGGCAGUCCUGGCGACGCCCAGAGCCGAUGAAGAAGGUGAAUUGAUAUAGCCAGCCGUCACCGCAGUCACCGCAGUCACC